Messenger RNA from Quercus lobata, 1515 nucleotides. RefSeq lists its product as uncharacterized. The transcript is spliced from 2 exons. Lineage: Eukaryota; Viridiplantae; Streptophyta; Magnoliopsida; Fagales; Fagaceae. The coding region runs from base 78 to 659 and encodes 193 amino acids. The record is from RefSeq and is a predicted model, not a curated record.
CUUUCUCCGGCCCACCUGCUAAUGAAAAACGAAACUGCCGUUCAGUAAGUACCCACUUGGAAGCAAAAUCGCUAUAGAUGCCGAUGCCUACAGUUGUUAGCAAUAUGAUGAUGUUUGUCAAGAAGAGGAGAAUGGUGGAGGUGAUUCCUCCAAAAUUGAGAAAUCUAUGGACAGAAUGGCAGCUACGAGUAUUGAUUCUACUUAGUCUCACUUCUCAAAUCGUUCUCGUCCUUCUGGGCAAGCGCAGAAAGUAUAAUGCCCAACCAUGGAUCAGAUUUACUGUGUGGUCAACCUACUUAAUCGCCGACUCAAUUGCAUUAAUGGCUGCUGGAGUUAUCUCAAAUGACAUAGGAGAUGUCUACGAUACUGGUGGUUUUCUUGAUCCAAAGAACGAGCUAACAACAUUUUGGGCGCCGCUCUUAUUAUUGCACCUGGGUGGCACUGAUGCCAUUACUGCUUACUCCUUGGAAGACAACGAGUUGUGGAAAAGGCACUUGGUUGGAGUAGUUGUCCAAGCAAUUGCAAUAUUGUACAUCUUGCUCACGACCUGGACAAGCUCUCUUAUUUCCCUACUCUUUCUUGUGAUGUUCUUUGUUGGGCUUGUCAAAUACUGCGAAAGAGUGUGGGUCCUCUACUUGGCAAGUGAAAAAAAAAUUUAGAGACUCAAUUCCGGAUGUCCCUACAAGUGGUUCUAAAUUAAUGGAGAAAUGCAAGUUGAAGGCGUUGGAGGGGUACCAUCUUACAACACAUGAGGUGAUUGAGGUUGAGAUGCUGGAUGAUUCAACCCAUGAGGAGUAUAUUCCUCAUGCAAAUGAAUUACUUACUGCCUACAAUUUACUUGAGAUGGUCAAACGUUUCUUCGUAGAUCUAAUACUUAGCUCCGAGGAUGGAGCUGAAUGCAGAGAACUCAUGAAAUUGUUUACUCCGCUAAAGUGUUUCAAGGUUAUUGAGAUUGAAAUUGGGAUGAUAUACGAUUUGUUGUACACCAAGGCAAACGUAAUCUACUCUCUUUUGGGCAUUGCACGGCGAAUUAUUGGAAUAUUUGUCACCCUCAUUGUAUUGGUGCUAUUUCUCACCUUGGAAGAUAAACAUCUUCACUCCAAGAUUGACCUUACCAUAGCUUUGGUAUUGUUGGCAGCCGCUCUUCUUCUGGAGUUAUAUGAAUUUAGGGAACUACUUAUCUCCGACCAAACCGCUCAUUGGUUAAUUACGCAAAAGAAAAUCUCUUUCUUACAUCUCAUCAAUAGUACUUUACGACCUAAUUGGAAUACAAAACGCAGGUGCUCAAAUUCCAUUGGUCAGUGUAGUCUGCUAAGCUUUUCCCUAAGGAAGACAACCCUGCUUGAUGACAUGCUUGGGUUUCAAACAUAUGAUAUUCCACAACCACACAUGGAUGAUAUAAAAUAUCUCAUCUAUUCCGAGAUUGAGAAAGUAAAGGACUGGGCACAAGUCAGAGGCACAGAGAAUAGUCGUCCAGGACGCCAAACCCUUGAAAAGAUGGAGCGUCUUGAUCUU